ACUGUUUCCAGAGGCUGCACCAGUUUGCAUUCCCACCAGCAGUGCAUGAGGGUUCCCUUUUCUCCACAUCCUCGCCAGCACUCUCUGAGGUGAUCAGACUUGAACUUCGAAUUUUAGUCAUAGGCAAAGAGUUGGGACCUCAUUUGUCCUUUUGAAAAAUUGAACAUCAGUCCACCAAUUUAAUUCCCUGGUGGGGAAAAUCCUGAGCAGUAAAAAAAGAACUCACAGCCCUGUGGCAAGGGACUGAAAAAUUCAGUCUGAUACAAAAUAUAGAACUCAAAUUCAAGGGAAAACCUAUCAAAAGAACAAAUAGGAAGCUAAAUCGGGACUCUUUCCCACCUUUGCUGCUCCUACACGCUAUAGACACUCCUCGUGGCUACGGGCUCAUACCCAGUUUUUAAAUGUCCCUCCACUUGUAGACUACACGCUGCCCGCUCGCUUCCUUUCACUAUCGACUUUCCCCAAUCUUGGCAGCACCUCCCGGUUCACGGUGCAUUUGGAAGGGCAGACGGGGGUUUUUCUAUCCAGCCCCGCUGGGUUUCGGUCACUGAGUGUUACUUUCAUGGACGUGUUUGCAGAAAAAGCUGUGUACGCAGGGUGGACGGGCGGUGGGGUGUGUGCGGUGGCUCCAGCCACCUUCGCCUCAGAGCGUGGCGGAGACACCCUGCACGGCCAGUCGACAGGCGCCCGCAGAACGUGCGCAGGUGGGCGAGGGCCGGUACCACUUAGCCCGGGCUGGGAGUGCGUCCACAGCUCCCUCCGCAGAAGGACUCCAAGGAAACAGUGGCCCCGCCCCCUUCCGCGUGGGUCCCGGGCGGCCCCGCCCAGCAGUUCCUGUCACGUGCUGCAGCGCCGCCCAAUCAGCGCCCGCUGCGCGCAGGCUCGCGAUUCAAACAGCGGCUAGGACGGUUCUCGCCGUCCCGCAGCGUCGCCGCCGCCGCCGCCGUGUGCGGGGCAUGGAGCACCGCAUUGUGGGGCCCGGGCCGUACCGGGCCACCAGGCUGUGGAACGAAACUGUUGAGCUUUUUCGCUCUAGGAUGCCAUUACGGAAACAUCGUUGUCGUUUCAAAAGUUACGAACAUUGCUUCACAGCGGCUGAAGCUGUGGACUGGCUACAUGACCUGCUGAGGUACAAUCAGAACUUUGGCCCUGAAGUGACCCGCAAACAAACGGUGCAGCUGCUAAAAAAAUUCCUGAAGAAUCAUGUUAUUGAAGAUAUCAAGGGCAAAUGGGGUCAGGAAGAUUUUGAAGACAACGGUCACUUGUACAGAUUUCCUCCUUCCUCACCCUUGAAACCAUAUCCAAAGAGGCCCCCAUACCAAAAGGAUGCUAUUAAAUUUCCAGAAUGGAAUGACCCCCCACCAGGCAUGUCACAAGAGAACAUCCCAGUAAGGCCACUUGUGAUGAAUUCUGAGAUGUGGUACAAGCGUCACAGUAUUGCUAUUGGAGAGGUGCCGGCUUGCCGCCUUGUCUACCGCAGACAGCUGACAGAAGCCAAUGUAGAAGAGAUAUGGAAGUCUAUGACAUUAUCACAUUUACAGAAAAUACUUGGCCUUGAUUCCUUAGAAGAAGUUUUAGACAUUAAACUUGUCAAGUCCAAGUUCAUCAUACAUAAUGUAUAUAGUGUGAGCAAGCAGGGAGUUGUUAUCCUUGAUGACAAAUCAAAAGAACUUCCUCAUUGGGUACUGUCAGCAAUGAAGUGUUUGGCAAAUUGGCCUAAUUGUUCAGAUUUGGAGCAGCCUAUGUACUUAGGAUUUGAGAAAGAUGUCUUUAAGACCAUAGCAGACUACUAUGGUCACUUGAAAGAGCCUCUGCUUACAUUUCAUCUUUUUGAUGCCUUUGUCAGUGUUUUAGGUUUGUUACAGGAGGAGAAAAUGGCCAUUGAAGCAUUUCAGAUUUGCUGCCUCCUCCUGCCACCUGAAAAUAGGAGAAAGUUACAGCUGUUGAUGAAGAUGAUGACAAGAAUCUGCUCAAAUAAGGAGAUGCCACCACUUGGUGAUGGCCUUGGCACCCGAACACUGAUGAUCCAGACAUUUUCCCAUUGCAUCUUGUGCUCCAAGGAUGAAGUGGACUUGGAUGAGUUAUUAGCUGCUAGGUUGGUAACAUUUCUGAUGGACAAUUACCAAGAUAUUCUGAAAGUCCCUUUGGCCUUGCAGACCUCCAUAGAGGAGCGUGUGGCUCACCUACGAAGAGUGCAGAUAAAAUACCCAGGAGCCGACAUGGAUAUCACUUUAUCUGCUCCAUCAUUUUGUCGUCAAAUUAGUCCAGAGGAAUUUGAAUACCAAAGAGCAUACGGCUCUCAGGAACCUCUGGCAGCUUUGUUGGAGGAGGUCAUAACAGAUGCCAAGCUCUCCAGAAAAGAGAAGAAGAAAAAAUUGAAGCAGUUUCAAAAAUCCUACCCUGAAGUCUACCAAGAACGAUUUCCCACACCAGAAAGCGAAGCACUUCUGUUUCCUGAAAAACCAAAACCAAAACCACAGAUGCUAAUGUGGGCACUAAAAAACCCUUUCCAACCAUUUCAAAGAACUAGAAGUUUUCGGAUGUAAUACUUUCACAGCCAGUGGAGAUCUCAGACGUUGUUUUGAAUAAAUGGGUGGAAGAAAGAGGAGCAGAAAAUACAGACUACUGAAAUAUAAAUAUGAUCUGACUUCAAAACAUGUUGAGUUGCCCAGCUGGCAUGGCUCAGUGGUUGAGCGUCAACCUAUGAACCAGGAGGUCAUGGUUCAAUCCCCGGUCAGCGCAUAUGCUUGGCUUGCCAGUUUAGUCCCCAGUGUGGGGGCGUGUAGGAGGCAGCCGAUCAAUGAUUCUCUCUCAUCAUUAGUGUUUCUAUCUCUCUCUCCCUCUCCAUUCCUCUCUGAAAUCAAUAAAAAGACAUUAAAAAGACACACAAAAAACCAUGUUGAGCCAUUAUCAGUAUUUUUCUAAAACUCAUUGCUAGAUUUAAAGUAUACAAAUCAGUUAAACAUUAUGAAAUAUAUAGUAAUGUUAACAUAUUUGUAAUCAUUAGAAAAUUCAAGGCUAUUUUUAUUUGUUGUUUUUCAUGGUGUUUGUGAAAUAAUUGUGUGUACAUCCUAUUUACUGAUGUCUUUGUUAUAACCAAAUCUUAGAAAUAGUGUAUAUACUUGAAUAAGAAGACACUGGGUACCAUUACUGUGAUGCUAUUGACUUAAUAGCCAAUUAUGAUAUUUCCUGUGUAAAUUCUGAUUUUCACUGUUACACAAAGAGUCUUAAAUGUCCUGUGUUAUGAUAUCUGUAUCUUUUAUUGAAGGUUUGUUGGCUGCUAUGACAGAUUUUACUAAAGCUGGUUCUUUUAUAACAUAUAUAUUAGUUGGUGUUUACUUGGAAGUGGAGUAGAUUUUCAUCUGACUGCAGUGGUAUAAUUUCAGUCAUGGCUAGAGAUGGAAAACUGAACAGGAUAAAUGCUUUCAUUCCCUUUAGACAUGUGAUUGUAAGUCAAAUCUUUGUUGUUUCAUGAAAAACACAAAUGGGUUAAGUAAAAUGAAACUACCUUCUUUAUAAAUAUGUUUCCCCUAGCUUCCUCAUUCUUCUGAAAGUAAAUAGAAUAUAAAUAAAUACUGUUUGGUUUUUUAAAAAUACUGUA
Molecule: messenger RNA, 3601 nt
Organism: Myotis myotis
Lineage: Eukaryota; Metazoa; Chordata; Mammalia; Chiroptera; Vespertilionidae
Gene: DEPDC1B
Product: DEP domain containing 1B
Exons: 11
Coding region: 957-2546 (529 amino acids)
Biological process (GO): intracellular signal transduction; positive regulation of Wnt signaling pathway
Source: RefSeq, a predicted model, not a curated record